CUAUAUAUAAUCUGCCUCUCUUCUCCAACACCCAAACUACUUGCACACUCAAAUUUCCAUUAAUUACUUAGAGCUUCUCUUUACAAAUAAAUAUAAAAUAUGUCUUCCAAUUUGACCCAUUUCAUUUUGAAACUUUUUCUUGUUAUUUCCUUCUUUAAUGUGUGCUUUGCUUCCAGAAAGCUCACUGCUUUAGUACAAGACUCACAAAUGCAGCUUUUGAAGUACCACAAGGGUGCACUUCUUUCUGGAAAAGUCUCUGUUAAUCUGAUUUGGUAUGGUAAAUUCAAGCCAUCCCAAAGAGCUAUUGUAUCCGAUUUCAUCAACUCCCUUUCUUCUUCAAAUCCAUCUAAAACCAAUCCAUCAGUAGCACAAUGGUGGAAAACCACCGAAAAAUACUACCAUCUCGCUAAUUCUAACAACACCCUUUCCCUUAAUUUGGGCAAACAGGUUCUCAUCGAAAAUUAUUCUCUAGGAAAAGCACUAACCCAGAAGCAAAUCGUGCAAUUGGCAUCAAAGGGUGAACAGAGAGACGCCAUUAAUGUUGUAUUGACCGCCUCAGAUGUCGCCGUUGAUGGGUUCUGUGUCAAUCGGUGUGGAACUCAUGGAGCUUCUAAGGGUGCUAUUAUUGAAGGCAAAACUCACAAAUUUACUUAUAUUUGGGUGGGUAACUCAGAAACUCUGUGCCCUGGAUACUGUGCCUGGCCAUUCCACCAGCCCAUCUAUGGACCACAGACCCCACCAUUGGGUGCACCAAACAACGAUGUGGGUGUUGACGGUAUGGUGAUUAACCUAGCUAGCUUAUUAGCUGGAACUGCCACAAACCCAUUUGGAAAUGGAUACUACCAGGGUGAAGCAGAUGCGCCAUUGGAAGCUGCAUCUGCUUGCCCUGGUGUGUACGCUAAGGGCGCAUACCCAGGCUAUCCCGGAGAUUUAUUGGUGGACAAAACAACAGGGGCAAGCUACAAUGCACAUGGUACAAACGGAAGGAAAUACUUGGUUCCUGCUCUAUAUGAUCCUGCUACAUCUUCAUGUUCAACUCUAGUCUAGAGAGAAGCAGUAUUUACAAAAUAGGAUAUACUAUAAUCGAACAUAGCUUUGUAAUAUAUGAUUUAUUGAUUCGUUCAUUCGAUAAUAUAUGAGAAACUUACUUUUCUUUUAUCAA
Solanum lycopersicum (tomato) is the source of this 1162-nucleotide messenger RNA. Its product is annotated as protein PHOSPHATE-INDUCED 1-like. The record is from RefSeq and is a predicted model, not a curated record. NCBI's taxonomy places the organism in Eukaryota, Viridiplantae, Streptophyta, Magnoliopsida, Solanales, Solanaceae.